Molecule: messenger RNA, 757 nt
Organism: Hydra vulgaris (swiftwater hydra)
Lineage: Eukaryota; Metazoa; Cnidaria; Hydrozoa; Anthoathecata; Hydridae
Product: prisilkin-39-like
Source: RefSeq, a predicted model, not a curated record
UAUUUGCGUCAAGAACAAGGAAGUUAAAUAUGCUAUAAAAAGGCAAUAUUUUGAAUGUGCUAGUAUGUGCAGUUUGUGUUAUUUAAGUGAAUCUUAUUAAACCUUACUUGAACUAUGGACAAAAUAAACAUAUUGUUUAUGGUUUUCCUAAACCUUUGUGUUUAUGUAAGAAGUGGAAAAAUACUAAAUUUGAACAAUAAAGGAAACGAGUAUGGCUUCGGUGGAUACGGAGGUGGAUUAUACAACAAAGGGUACGGUGGAUACGGAGGUGGAUUAUACAGCAAAGGGUACGGAUAUAGAAACAACUACUACAGUGACGAAUCAAAAAAGGAUGUUGAAGAAGACCCCACUUAUAAUUCAUACAACAAAGGCUAUGGCUUCGGUGGAUACGGAAGUGGAUUAAACAACAAUGUAUACGGAAGAUACGGAGGUGGAUUAUACAACAAAGGAUACGGAUUUGGAAGCAACUACUACAGUGACGAAUCUAAAACGGCUGUAAAAGAAGAUCCCACUUAUAAUUCAUACAAUAAAGGGUACGGGUAUGGCGGAUACGGUUAUGGUGGAUCAUAUAAUAAAGGUUAUGGAUACGGAAAAUCUUACUUCAAGGACGAAUGAAACAAAACUAUUCGACAAGUUAUUUUUAAACUAAUGUAAUUGAUUAAUUUACUAUGGUUUCCUUUUUUUUUAUUACUUGGAUCUUUUGGAACAGGAAGCAGUUAUUACUUUAAUUGUAAAAAAUGACUUUAUAAAACAAACA